AUGAAGCUCCUCACCCUCAACUUCCUAACCUGCGCCAUCAAAACGUGCAAAACCUCCCCCUCCUCCUUCCCCCUCCACCCGCGCGACGCAGAGCUGGAAAUCCUCGAGACGGACAUCAACCUCCCCUUUUUGAAGAAUAUCUUGCCCAGGCUGAUGUGGGAUGAAUUACGAACCAUAACAUCUGAGCUCGGACUUCCGGAAUUACCGCCCGCGGCGCCGACGCGCGAGGACCUCGUCGAACCCGGUGCACAAGCUGCGGAGGGAGAAGAGGUGGAAGAACAACCGAGUCAGACGGCUAAGGAUUUACACAGGGUGCUGCUGGAGACGACGGUCAAGGAGGGGAAGCUUGCGUGUGGGAACUGUGGGCACGAGUAUAAGGUUAUGGAGGGGGUGCCGAACUUUUUGCUGCCGGGGCAUUUGGUUUAG
Didymosphaeria variabile is the source of this 426-nucleotide messenger RNA. RefSeq lists its product as uncharacterized. The transcript is spliced from 2 exons. Gene Ontology annotation, biological process: tRNA methylation; rRNA (guanine-N7)-methylation; peptidyl-glutamine methylation. Bases 1 to 426 code for a protein of 141 amino acids. The record is from RefSeq and is a predicted model, not a curated record. Lineage: Eukaryota; Fungi; Ascomycota; Dothideomycetes; Pleosporales; Didymosphaeriaceae. Gene Ontology annotation, molecular function: protein heterodimerization activity.